Messenger RNA from Megachile rotundata (alfalfa leafcutting bee), 1680 nucleotides. RefSeq names its product transcription factor E2F5. Gene Ontology annotation, cellular component: RNA polymerase II transcription regulator complex. Gene Ontology annotation, biological process: regulation of transcription by RNA polymerase II. The record is from RefSeq and is a predicted model, not a curated record. Gene Ontology annotation, molecular function: DNA-binding transcription factor activity, RNA polymerase II-specific; RNA polymerase II cis-regulatory region sequence-specific DNA binding; protein dimerization activity. Lineage: Eukaryota; Metazoa; Arthropoda; Insecta; Hymenoptera; Megachilidae.
UUGCGCAUUAACUGGGAUGGCGUCCGUGGUGUUGCGGCAAUUUCGAAGAGAAUAGUGAGUUUUGAAAAUUUUGACAACGACCUCGAGAAUGGCAGAUAAUCAACAAAGUAGAUUUGAAAAAUCACUAGGCCUAUUAACGACACGUUUUGUCACGUUAUUGCAAAAAGCGAAGGACGGUGUUCUCGAUUUAAAAGUAGCUGCUGAUAUUUUAGAAGUACGACAAAAAAGACGUAUUUAUGACAUUACCAAUGUUCUUGAAGGUAUUGGGCUCAUAGAAAAGAAAAGUAAAAAUAGUAUCCAAUGGAAAGGAGCAGGUCCAGGUUGCAACACUCAAGAAGUUGGCGAAAAAUUAACUGACUUAAAAGAUGAAAUCAGAAAGUUAGAGGAUCAUGAACAAUUAUUAGAUAUGCAUACUCAAUGGAUUCAACAGAGUAUAAAAAAUAUAGAAAAUGAUUUAAUUAAUAGAAAAUAUGCAUAUAUUACAUAUGAAGAUGUCAAGGAAAAUUUUCCUGAUGACUUUGUAUUAGGAAUUCAAGCUCCUCCUGACACAGAAUUAAGUGUACCACACGUAAUGCAGCCCUCUGAAGAUGAAGACAAAGAAAUAAAUUAUGAAAUGUUUUUGAAGAGUAGUUCAGGGGAAAUUAAAGUGUACAUGAUCCAACCAGAAUUAGCUAAAACGUACGAUAAUAAAAUACUAGAGAUGAGGUUACAAGAAGAAACAAAGGGUAUAAAAAGAGUGAAAGAAGAAGAAGAGAAGAAGGAAGAAAGUAAUAUUAAACCAAAGAGGAGAGUUGGAAGGCCUCCAAAGGGAGCUAGUAAACCUGACCCUGUUUUAUCUGAUGAGGAUGAGGAAGACGAUGCUGAGUUAAUAGAAGCAAAAAUAGUACUUCGUGACGUCAGCACAUCAGAUAUUGCUCAAAAAGACUUUGAAUUACUUGACCAAUUUUAUUCAGAUAUUUAUGGUCCAUUAGUAAGAUUAAGUCCACCACCCAGUGAUAAAGAUUAUCACUUUAACCUUAGUGAAAAUGAAGGAAUAUGUGAUUUGUUCGAUAUUGCAGCAAAAUGAGUGAUAAGUUGUAUAGUUUAAAAAAUUGGGUGGUUAUAAUUCAGACUGUGCCAAUCCUAUGCAAAAUUGCAAAACUAUUGACAAUUUCUAAAGGUUGUUCUGUGUAUAUAAUUUUAAAGAAUGGAUGUGGAUAAUAAUCAUUGAAUACAGACAGUAUUUUUUUAUUAUUAGAAAUAGAAAAAUAACACAGAAUUGUAGAAAAAAUGUUUAUAACAGUAAAUUUUGUUGACUCUAAAUUUUAACAAAAGUUUAUAAUCUGUAGUAUACAAUUUAUUUCUAUAAAUUUGCUUGCAAACAUUAUCUUUGUAUACGUACAAAAUAAGCAAAUAUUUUUAUGAAUUAUGUAUUAUAAACAAAUUAGCAUUAAUUCAUUAGCACCGUUUAAUUAAACUAUGUAAUCUUUUAUAAAUGGGUUUAGACAAAAAUUGUUUGAAACAGUAUAAAAAUGUAUAUCUGUAUAAUUGAGUGCACUUGAUCUUUUACAAUUUAUAUAAUAUCACAAAAAUUUAUAGAAGAUGGAUUUGAUAAUUUUGAUAACAUAUUUUCUGUUAUGUGUUACAUGUUAUAUGUUUGUUACCACAGUGAAAAACAUCAAUUAAGUUUGUGAAUAUUAU